GCACCAGCCCAGCCCGGGCAGCGGCCGCCACCUGCCUGCCGCCGCCCGCCCCGCAGCGGCCCAACUUGCAUGGAGUUGGGGUCCUGAGCGCCUGCUUCACGCCGGUCCGCGUAGAGCCCGCACCGCCCCCUCUGGGCCGGGACCCCUCUGCAUCCUCGCCGCUCCGCGAUGGGAAAAGUUGGCGCCGGCGGCGGCUCCCCAGCCCGGCUGAGCGCGCUCCUUACCGGCGCGGGGCUCUUGAUCCUCUGGGCCCCGGGCGUCUGCAGCGGCGAUUCCUGCUGCCCCCCGCCGCACCCUGGCUCCUCUCGUCACUGGGCCCCAAAUCCAGGGGGUUACCCUCCCCAGGGACUGCAAGGUAGGGCCCCUGCCACGCCCCUACCCUUCCUUAGGCGUCCCCUGUUCUUAGUGGCCCCCGGGGACAGAGCGCUUGCCCUGGAGCAAGCCGGGGGCACUGGGUUGUCGAUGGAGGGUGAUGCGCGCUCCGGUCGGAGGAGACGGAGCGGAGCGGAUUCCGAGAAGGCUGAACGCGGAGAAGGCGCGAGUCGGAGUGCCCGGGGAGUGCUAAGGGAUGGAGGGCAGCAGAAGCCAGGGACUCCGGAGCGGGAUCCGGACAAAGCCACCCGCUUCCGGAUGGAAGAGCUGCGACUGACCAGCACCACGUUUGCACUGACCGGCGACUCAGCACACAACCAAGCUAUGGUCCAUUGGUCUGGCCACAACAGCAGCGUGAUUCUCAUUUUGACAAAACUCUACGACUAUAACCUGGGGAGCAUCACGGAGAGCUCUCUUUGGAGGUCAACUGAUUAUGGGACAACCUAUGAGAAGCUAAAUGAUAAAGUUGGGUUGAAGACAAUUCUGAGCUAUCUGUACGUGUGUCCUACCAACAAGCAGAAGAUUAUGUUACUCACAGAUCCAGAGAUUGAGAGCAGCUUGUUGAUCAGCUCAGACGAAGGAGCCACCUAUCAAAAGUACCGGCUCAACUUCUACAUCCAGAGCUUGCUUUUCCACCCCAAGCAGGAGGACUGGAUUCUGGCCUACAGUCAAGACCAAAAGCUCUACAGCUCUGCUGAAUUUGGGAGAAGGUGGCAGCUUAUCCAGGAAGGGGUCGUGCCAAACAGGUUUUACUGGUCUGUGAUGGGGUCGAACAAGGAGCCAGACCUUGUGCAUCUUGAGGCCAGGACUGUGGAUGGCCAUUCCCAGUACCUAAGUUGCCGAAUGCAAAACUGCACAGAGGCCAACAGAAAUAAACCUUUCCCUGGCUACAUUGACCCGGACUCUUUGAUUGUCCAGGAUGAUUACGUGUUUGUUCAGCUGACAUCAGGAGGACGGCCACAUUACUACGUGUCCUACCGAAGGAAUGCCUUUGCCCAAAUGAAGCUGCCCAAGUAUGCUUUGCCCAAGGACAUGCAUGUCAUCAGUACAGAUGAGAAUCAAGUGUUUGCCGCUGUCCAAGAAUGGAACCAGAAUGACACGUACAACCUCUACAUCUCAGACACCCGUGGCGUCUACUUCACCCUGGCUUUGGAAAAUGUCCAGAGCAGCAGAGGCCCUGAAGGCAAUGUAAUGAUUGACCUUUAUGAGGUAGCAGGGAUAAAGGGAAUGUUCUUGGCUAACAAGAAGAUUGACAACCAAGUGAAGACUUUCAUCACAUAUAACAAAGGCAGAGACUGGCGUUUGCUGCAGGCACCAGACACAGAUCUGAGAGGGGACCCCGUGCACUGCUUGCUGCCCUACUGUUCACUACACCUUCACCUGAAGGUCUCUGAGAAUCCCUACACGUCUGGGAUCAUCGCCAGUCGAGACACAGCUCCAAGCAUCAUAGUAGCUUCAGGCAACAUAGGUUCUGAAUUGUCAGACAGUGACAUCAGCAUGUUUGUCUCCUCAGAUGCAGGGAACACUUGGAGACAGAUAUUUGAGGAGGAGCACAGUGUUUUAUACCUGGAUCAAGGUGGAGUCUUGGUUGCUAUGAAGCACACGUCUCUCCCAAUUCGACAUCUCUGGUUGAGUUUUGAUGAAGGGAGAUCAUGGAGCAAGUACAGUUUCACAUCUAUUCCACUUUUUGUGGAUGGGGUUCUGGGUGAGCCUGGGGAAGAAACUCUAAUCAUGACAGUGUUCGGACACUUCAGCCACCGCUCUGAAUGGCAGCUGGUCAAAGUGGACUACAAGUCCAUUUUCGAUAGACGGUGUGCCGAGGAGGACUACAGACCCUGGCAGCUGCACAGUCAAGGGGAGGCAUGCAUCAUGGGAGCAAAAAGGAUAUAUAAGAAGCGAAAAUCAGAGCGGAAAUGUAUGCAAGGAAAAUAUGCAGGAGCUAUGGAAUCAGAACCCUGUGUCUGUACAGAGGCCGAUUUUGACUGUGACUACGGUUAUGAACGGCACAGCAAUGGUCAGUGCCUGCCAGCAUUUUGGUUCAACCCAUCUUCUUUAUCAAAAGACUGCAGCUUGGGCCAGAGUUACCUCAAUAGUACUGGGUAUAGGAAGGUGGUUUCUAAUAACUGCACUGAUGGAGUAAGAGAACAAUACACUGCCAAACCCCAGAAGUGUCCAGGAAAGGCCCCCAAGGGGCUGCGGAUAGUCACGGCUGAUGGAAAGCUGACCGCUGAACAAGGACACAAUGUGACUCUUAUGGUACAGCUGGAGGAGGGUGACGUGCAGAGGACACUUAUCCAAGUGGACUUUGGUGAUGGCAUUGCCGUGUCUUACGUCAACCUCAGCUCCAUGGAAGAUGGGAUCAAACACGUCUAUCAGAACGUGGGCAUUUUCCGAGUGACCGUGCAGGUGGACAACAGUCUGGGGUCUGACAACGCCGUCCUGUACUUACAUGUAACUUGUCCCCUGGAGCAUGUGCACCUGUCUCUUCCCUUUGUCACCACAAAGAACAAAGAGGUCAACGCGACUGCAGUGCUGUGGCCCAGCCAAGUGGGCACCCUCACUUACGUGUGGUGGAAAGGAAACAAUACGGAGCCCUUGAUCACCCUGGAGGGCAGCAUAGCAGUUAAGUUUCUUUCUGAAGGAAUGAACACCAUCACAGUGCAGGUCUCAGCUGGGAAUGCCAUCCUGCAGGACACAAAGACCAUUGCAGUGUACGAGGAAUUCCGGUCCUUUCGCCUAUCCUUUUCUCCAAACCUAGACGACUACAAUCCGGACAUCCCUGAGUGGAGGAGGGACAUCAGCCGAGUCAUCAAAAAAUCCCUGGUGGAAGCCACAGGGGUUCCCGGCCAGCACAUCUUGGUGGCCGUGCUUCCUGGUUUGCCCACUGCUGCUGAGCUCUUUGUCUUACCCUAUCAGGACUCAAUAGAAGAAAGCAAACGCUCCGUGGAAGACUUGGAGCAGAUAUCAGAACUACUGAUCCACAAGCUCAACCAAAACUCGGUGCACUUCGAGCUGAAGCCUGGGGUCCAAGUUCUUGUCCAUGCAGCUCACUUAACAGCAGCCCCACUGGUGGACCUCACUCCAACCCACAGUGGGUCAGCCAUGCUGAUGCUGCUCUCAGUGGUAUUUGUGGGGCUGGCAGUGUUCGUCAUCUACAAGUUCAAAAGGAAGAUCCCGGGCAUUAAUGUUUAUGUCCAGAUGCAGAAUGAGAAAGAACAAGAGAUGAUCAGUCCAGUCAGUCACACUGAAAACAGGUCCAAUACCCCUCAGACUGAACUAAGGAGGCCUGGCCAGCUCUUAGAUGAGAAGGUGGAAUCCCAGCUAAUAGGAAGUAUUUCCAUAGUUGCUGAGAAUCAAAGCACAAAAGAAUUCCCUACCUAUGUAAAUGUUUGAAUGGAGGACGCCAGUAAAAAACAAACAAUAAAAUAAAAACCAUCAAAAUCCAAAAACAAACAAACAAACAAACACUCACUGCAUCGGGACUUUUUAAUUCUUCAGACACAGACAACAAGGGUUUUUAGCUUUAAGCCUGUGCAUGUGGACAAUAACUUGAGAACAUGUUUGGAGGGGCAGUGUACAGGUGCUCUAUUUUAUUGGAAAACACUCCCCUCCCCCUUUCUUCUCCUCUCUCCUUUUUCUGAUCGGUCGUGUUUGUAGAAAAUUCAUAACAUAUAUAGGCCAAGGAAACCUGCAUGUCUUUUUUGGACGUAUUCUUGGCUCUAGAUUUAACAGCUAUUUUAGCACUACCGGCUCAUGGGUGGGUUCACCACCCCAGCCCAUUUCAUGAAACACAAAGACAUGCACAGGGGUUUGAAAACCUGAGCUGUUUCUCUGGUCCAAUUUGCUUAUUACCAUUUCCCGUCUGAGUUGACUCUGGUAGCUCUGUUGGCCAGGGGUGGCCACAGGCUACUAUUUCCAUUACGUGUGGUGUGGCCCCAUGGACAAAGGAGUGAGGUGGAAACCCCCCCAAGUCUGCAGGUUGAACAGAGAUGGAAGGCAGACAGGCAGGCAAGCAUGUCAGAAAUGGACCAUUGUUACCUGCUCCUCUCCUCCCACUGUGGCUGCUUCCCCUGGCAGCUUUCCCAAUUCCUGCCCCAACUUCUGUGAGGAAUGGAAUUCCUUUACCCACUGUCUUGCUGUUCUACUUGUUUGCCACCUCUAUGGUCAUGAGCUAUUGAUGUCUUUGGAUCUCUUUCUUCCAACCCUCAAAUUAUCCAACUGCUCCCACUUUUUCUUCCCCAAACAUGUUGUUAAAUUCUAGGUAUUAAUUCUGACAUUUCCAAAAUACUGGCCUAACUAACCUCCACUACCCCUGCCCCUGCUUCCUAGCAAGUUUCACAUCUCUCUGUCAGCUUUGUACACUUGCAAGCAUGCCAACUUCCAUGCACACUGACCUAGCUGCAACCUGCCUAGCAGGGUUCAGCUCCAUGCAUCCUUUGUCUCUUCCCUUAGAAGCUGCCUCAUUCAACUAUCCCUGCCUUUCCCCUCCUGGAAACAUAUCAAAUGUGUGAAAGAGUUGAAUUAUAUGCAAAGCCGUCCAGAUCUGGUUGAAUACAUUGGAAACGAAAGCAUGCAAAUGAAUAGUGGUGUUCUUAACACCUUAAACAAAUAUAUCUCAUGCAAAUUCCAAAAGAUUGUUGUAAGAAAUGUUUGGAACAGGUUUCAGUGAAAUGUCCUCCUGUGAUGGUUACUGUUACUCAGUAUUUCCUCUCUCACAACAGAGUGAAAUUGUUUUGUGAAAUAAAACUGAUUUUAACCAGAAGAAGAAGCAGGUUAAUGGAUUUAAUAUCUAAGAGUAUCAGAGACUCUGAAAGAAUAUGUGGAGGUCUUGUCUUAUACAUUGGCAUGAUAUUUUGAUUGCCUAGGAUGAUCC
This is a messenger RNA of Chrysochloris asiatica (Cape golden mole), 5245 nucleotides long. It is a transcript of the gene SORCS1, whose product is annotated as sortilin-related VPS10 domain containing receptor 1. The coding region runs from base 169 to 3765 and encodes 1198 amino acids. The transcript has 27 exons. Gene Ontology annotation, biological process: post-Golgi vesicle-mediated transport. Lineage: Eukaryota; Metazoa; Chordata; Mammalia; Afrosoricida; Chrysochloridae. Gene Ontology annotation, molecular function: protein binding. Gene Ontology annotation, cellular component: membrane; Golgi apparatus. The record is from RefSeq and is a predicted model, not a curated record.